Alternaria arborescens is the source of this 675-nucleotide messenger RNA. RefSeq lists its product as hypothetical. Lineage: Eukaryota; Fungi; Ascomycota; Dothideomycetes; Pleosporales; Pleosporaceae. The record is from RefSeq and is a predicted model, not a curated record. The transcript has a single exon. Bases 1 to 675 code for a protein of 224 amino acids.
AUGCAUCAACGAUCCGUCUCGCCAACCGGCAAAUUCGGCUUUCACUUCUCCACGUGCCAUGCGCGUAUCGCUCAGGCUGUCGAUACCUGGGAAGGUUCGUGGUGCACUCUGUAUGGUCAGCACCUCGGCCAUGUCAUGGAGCUUGCUAAGCUAAUUCUCCAAUGGCCAGAUUUCGAUGUGGUUUGCGAUCUCACACUCCAGAAAGUGGUACCACGUCUCCUGUUGCCUCUCCAAGCGGAAGGCCGAAUCCUAAAACCAUGCCUUCUCCACGGUGACUGUUGGGACGGAAACACAGCAAUCGAAGCGAAGACAGGCGUGGCUUUCGUGUUCGACGUUUGCUCCUUCUAUGGACACAAUGAGUAUGACAUUGGCAAUUGGAGAGCACCGCGCCACCGUCUGAGCAGUGAAGCAUAUAUACGGAACUACAAGCAAAACUUCCCAGUAUCUGAGCCUGUGGAAGACUGGGACGCCAGAACUUUGCUGUACUCGUUAACGUUCAACAUCGGUAAUACUAUCUAUAUCCCAGGUUCACAGCAGCGCCAAAUCGUGUUUGACGAUAUGCAUAUGCUGUGCCACCUCUUCUGCCCAGACGAGCUUAAAGCUGCAAUGGACAAACUCAAAGGAGACUCUACUAUCAGUGAGAGCUCGCAAACAGGCCAUCCAACGAUGCAUUAG